Molecule: messenger RNA, 291 nt
Organism: Parastagonospora nodorum SN15
Lineage: Eukaryota; Fungi; Ascomycota; Dothideomycetes; Pleosporales; Phaeosphaeriaceae
Exons: 1
Coding region: 1-291 (96 amino acids)
Source: RefSeq, a predicted model, not a curated record
AUGUUCGUCUUCGUUGAGCCGCCUCUCCACCAGACUCCCCAUGUUCUUGCUGAACUGUUGAACACGCCUACUGUCGGCGCCCAUGCCGGAAGAAGCAAGGACGAUAACCGUUUUGGCGCGGCAGUCGCCUCCAGGCUGCUAGACCAUGGACGAUCACACCUGAGGCCAAUCCACAAGGAAAGUUUACCUGGGGCAUGCAAAAGCGACUCCGUGCUCGUCGAGUUUAUCGCAUAUCGCACCCAGGACCAGGGUAAAUCAAGGUCGCGUGCGACCCCACCAUCAACUAGCUAA